Molecule: messenger RNA, 898 nt
Organism: Camellia sinensis
Lineage: Eukaryota; Viridiplantae; Streptophyta; Magnoliopsida; Ericales; Theaceae
Source: RefSeq, a predicted model, not a curated record
UCUUUGAACAGCCCUCAGGCUUUACCUAUGCAUACAUACAAGGAAGGAGAGCUUUAGAGAUAGAGCGAGAGAGAGGGAGAGAGGGGAAGGAGAGAGAAUGGAAGCAGUAGUGGCAGCAAAACCAGUGAUAACAGUUGCAGCUCUCUGCGGUUCUCUCCGUAAAGGAUCCUUCAAUCGAGGCCUCCUCCGUUCAGCGAUUCAGAUAUGCAACGAGUCCAUAAACGGUAUCAAGAUUGAGUACAUCGAGAUAGCGCCACUACCAAUGCUCAAUACUGAUCUCGAGAUCAACGGAACGUUUCCACCGGUCGUUGAGGCCUUCCGGCAGAAGAUUCGUGAAGUUGACAGCGUCCUUUUUGCUUCCCCUGAGUACAAUUACUCUGUCACUGCACCUUUGAAAAAUGCAAUCGAUUGGGCAUCUAGACCACCAAAUGUUUGGGCUGACAAGGCUGCUGCUAUUGUGAGUGCGGGAGGCGGUUUUGGAGGGGGACGAUCACAGUACCAUCUCCGUCAAAUUGGAGUCUACAUUGAUCUUCAUUUCAUUAACAAGCCUGAAUUUUUCCUGAAUGCCUUCCAAGCUCCUUCGAAGUUUGAUAGUGAUGGUAACUUGAUUGAUAUGGCAACCAAAGAGAGGUUGAAAGAAGUUCUUUUAUCCUUGCAGGCCUUUACAUUGCGACUACAAUCCAAGUGCUGAAUAAAUCAGUCUGGUAGAUUCUUCCUCCUUUAUAAAAGUGUGAUUGCUAUCUGCAUCUAUUAUGCCAAUGGACAUGACGUUGUUGUGCAGUUGAAAACAUGUCAUUGUUAUAUUAAUUUCAGAUGGAACUUACACCAUGCUUAUUAAUUUAUGUUACUUCUGAAAUGUUUUGUGCUGAAAUAAACUUUCUUGGUCUUUAUUGCAACA